AAAUACCCAUCUUUAUCCACACCCACACUGUCACCUUUCCGUUCAUUUCCUCUGUUUUUUCUUCAAAUCCAUUGUUUCGUGGAAAUCCCGAAAUUUAACCAUGCUUCUCCGAACCGCCGCCUCCGCCGCUUCUGCUUCGUCCCUCUCCCUCUUCAGCCCUACCUCCGAACCUCUCCGUUCGGUUCCCGCUCGUGGAUUGGUGGUUCGCGCCGCGAAAGGAUCCACGAACCACCGCGCCCUAACCGGCGUGAUCUUUGAACCGUUCGAAGAGGUGAAGAAGGAGCUCGAUCUCGUUCCCACCGUUCCACAAGCUUCUCUCGCCCGCCAAAAAUACGUUGACGAAUCCGAAGCCGCCGUUAACGAACAAAUCAAUGUGGAGUAUAACGUUUCCUACGUUUACCAUGCUAUGUUUGCGUACUUUGAUAGGGACAACGUUGCGCUGAGAGGUCUUGCUAAGUUUUUUAAGGAAUCGAGUGAAGAAGAAAGAGAGCAUGCUGAGAAAUUGAUGGAGUAUCAGAACAAACGUGGUGGAAGAGUGAAGUUGCAGUCAAUUGUGAUGCCGCUUUCUGAGUUUGAUCAUGCAGAUAAGGGAGAUGCGCUGCACGCAAUGGAACUCGCUCUCUCAUUAGAGAAGCUAACGAACGAAAAGCUCCUUAACUUGCACAGUGUUGCCACAAAAAAUGGUGACGUGCAGUUGGCUGACUUUGUGGAAACUGAGUAUCUGGGUGAACAGGUGGAAGCAAUCAAAAGAAUAUCCGAGUAUGUUGCUCAGCUCAGAAGAGUUGGCAAAGGACAUGGUGUUUGGCACUUUGAUCAGAUACUCCUCCACGAGGGAGGAGAUGCAGCCUGAUGAUUACUAUAUUACCUCCCCCCCCCCCCCCCACCCCACAAGUAUUUUGUAUCUUGCUCAUUUAGGUGGCUGCUUGAAGGUGGAUCUGAACUAAAUGAAUGAAUGAAAUAAAUGUGGCCUGGUUUCGGUCCUUUCGGAGAUUAUUUACUACUUGAUCAAUUGAUUUUUUUUCAUAAAAAGAAAAUAAGACUUGAAUCU
Molecule: messenger RNA, 1048 nt
Organism: Glycine soja
Lineage: Eukaryota; Viridiplantae; Streptophyta; Magnoliopsida; Fabales; Fabaceae
Product: ferritin-4, chloroplastic-like
Exons: 8
Coding region: 101-850 (249 amino acids)
Biological process (GO): intracellular iron ion homeostasis; iron ion transport
Cellular component (GO): cytoplasm
Molecular function (GO): ferric iron binding; ferrous iron binding
Source: RefSeq, a predicted model, not a curated record